Malus domestica (apple) is the source of this 715-nucleotide messenger RNA. RefSeq lists its product as uncharacterized. NCBI's taxonomy places the organism in Eukaryota, Viridiplantae, Streptophyta, Magnoliopsida, Rosales, Rosaceae. The record is from RefSeq and is a predicted model, not a curated record.
AGGUGGGGGGUUUUCAUUGGUGGAAGCAGAGAGAGAUAAAAAGGCCGAUUGGAUUUGAAACUUUGCUGUGAGUGACAAACAAUUCAAAUGCAGAAAAUGAAGAGCCUUGGGAGUAAUUCCUUUGCCGGUAGUAGUGGGAGGCUGUCGACGGAGGAGAACGACGAUGAGGAGAUUUCGAGGCUGGCAAUAUCGGCGUACCAAGCUAGAGAGGAAGAGAUUGAGAGGAAGAAGAUGGAGGUUAAGGAGAAAGUUGAAGCUCAGUUGGGUCGCGCUGAGGAAGAAACUAGGCGUCUGGCGCAGAUUUGGGAAGAGCUGGAAGUGCUGGGAGAUCCCAUGAGGAAGGAACUUGCAAAUGUAAGGAAGAAAAUCGACAUGGCUAAUCGAGAGCUGAAGCCGCUGGGAUUGAGCUGCCAGAAGAAGGAAAAAGAAUACAAAGAAGCCCUGGAAAGCUUCAAUGAAAAGAACAAAGAAAAGGCUCAACUUGUAAGCACACUUAUGGAGCUGUUGACCGAGAGUGAGAAGCUGAGGAUGCAGAAGCUAGAGGAGCUGAGCAAGAACAUAGAACCAACACUAUGAAUUUAUCAGAUGUAAAAGAUUAAAGACAAAAGAGGAACCUACAUUCUUGCUCAAAUUUCUUGUUUCAUCGUGUAAAGCCAGAGACUAUUCAAAGUUUUAUUUUAAAAGACCAAUGCGUGCAACUACUAAUUUUACAACA